UUCCGCGACCGGCUGGGGAUUCAGUUCUCCGCGGCGCUAUGAGUUCCUUCGAGGGACAGAUGGCCGAGUAUCCCACCAUCUCCAUAGACCGCUUCGACAGGGAGAACCUGAGAGCCCGAGCCUACUUUCUUUCCCACUGCCACAAGGAUCACAUGAAAGGAUUAAGGGCCCCUGCCUUGAAAAGAAGGUUGGAGUGCAGCUUGAAGGUUUACCUGUACUGUUCUCCUGUUACUAAGGAGUUGUUGUUAACUAGCCCGAAAUACAGAUUUUGGGAGAAACGAAUUAUAUCAAUUGAAAUUGAAACUCCUACCCAGAUAUCGUUAGUUGAUGAAGCAUCAGGAGAGAAGGAAGAGAUUGUUGUGACUCUUUUGCCUGCUGGUCACUGCCCAGGAUCAGUUAUGUUUUUAUUUCAGGGCAAUAACGGAACUGUCUUGUACACAGGAGACUUCAGACUAGCGAAAGGAGAAGCUGCCAGAAUGGAACUUCUGCACUCUGGGGGAAGAGUAAAAGACAUCCAAAGUGUAUAUCUAGAUACUACUUUCUGCGAUCCAAGAUUUUAUCAGAUUCCAAGUCGCGGGGAGUGUUUAAGUGGAAUUUUAGAGCUGGUUCGAAGCUGGAUCACUCGGAGCCCGUACCAUGUUGUGUGGCUGAACUGCAAAGCAGCUUAUGGCUAUGAAUAUUUAUUCACCAAUCUUAGUGAAGAGUUGGGAGUCCAGAUUCAUGUGGACAAGCUGGACAUGUUUAGAAACAUGCCUGACAUUCUUCAUCAUCUCACAACAGACCGUGGCACUCAGAUCCACGCGUGUCGGCAUCCAAAGGCAGAGGAGUAUUUUCAGUGGAAUAAAUUACCUUGUGGAAUUACUUUCAAAAAUGGAAUUCCACUCCACACAAUCAGCAUUAAGCCUUCCACCAUGUGGUUUGGAGAAAGAACUAGAAAAACAAAUGUAAUAGUGAGGACUGGAGAGAGUUCAUAUAGAGCUUGCUUUUCUUUUCACUCCUCCUAUAGUGAGAUUAAAGAUUUCUUAAGCUACAUUUGUCCUGUGAAUGCAUAUCCAAAUGUCAUCCCACUGGGCACAACUAUGGAUAAAGUUAGAGAAAUCUUAAAGCCUUUAUGCAGGUCUUCCCAAAGUAUUCAGCCAAAGUAUAAACCACUUGGAAAACUGAAGAGAGCUAGAACAAUCCGAGUAGACUCAGAAGAGGAGGAUGAACUCUUUGAUGACCCUCUGCCAGUACCAUUAAGGCACAAGGUUCCAUACCAGCUAACUCUUCACCCUGAGGUAUUUUCAAUGACUGUAAUAUCACAAAACCAGCCUGAAGAACUCAGACAAAGCACAGGAUGUUUCAAAACAGAGAGGAUACAAAACUCUCUUUUGACCAAUUUUAUAGAUUGUGAAGAAUCUAACAGUGAAAGUGAAGAAGAAUCAGAAAUCCUAUCUUCAAUGCAAGAAGAUGUGGGCCCUGUAACACUUCCCCAGCAAAAGGCUGAUGUGGAUGUACCACAGUGGGAAGUAUUCUUUAAAAGAAAAGAUGACAUCACAGAUGAGGGUUUGGAAAACUUUCCUUCCUCCACAGAGACAAGAGGAUCUCAGUCACCCAAGCUUUUCAGCGACUCUGAUGGAGAAUCAACCCACAUCUCCUCCCAGAAUUCUUCUCAGUCAACACACAUAACGGAACAAGGAAGUCAAGGAUGGGAUAGCCAAUCUGAUACUGUUUUGUUAUCUUCCCAAGAGAAAAACAUUGGGGAUAUUACCACUUUGAACAAAGGUGCCUACAGACCAAAAGACAAAGAAAAUAUUCCUACUUCUCAGAUGGAACAAAAUGUACUUUGCCCAAAGGAUACUUACUCUGAUUUAAAAAGCAGAGAUCUGGAAGUAACUACAACUCCUACUGUUGGAGAACCAACUACUCUGAGUGGUGGAAAACAUAUACCUGAGAAAAACAGGUCACUAAAUCUUAGCACACAGGCAGAUUCACAGAGCUCCUCUGAUUUUGAAAUUCCCUCAACUCCAGAAGUGGAGCUACCUAAACAAGAGCAUUUAUACUAUUUAUAUGAGAAAAUGGCAACAGGUGAGAGUAUAGUAGUUGAAAGAAAAUGUUCACUCUUAGAUAUUUAAAACAUCAAAGAUUAAUUUAAAUGGAAUACUUAAUCUUCAAAUAACCACAAAGGAACAAAGCACAUGAGAUGGUAGAACUAAAUGUAAACGUCUAAACACAUCAAUGAAAAGACAUCUGGGGAAACAAAAAUAACCCAAUUACAUGCUGUCUAUAAGAAACUUAGUUCAAAUAAUAAGUUAAAAGGAUGGAAAAAAGAUACACCAUGUAAAUAAAAUUCUAAAAGCUGGAGUAACUAUAUAACUAUAUAAAUACCAGUUUCCAAAUAAAAGGUUCUGGUUACCAAGAAGACAGAAGAAUCCUAAGUUUGUAUGUACUUAACAGAUUCAAAAUACAUGAAGCAAAAACAAAAGGAAAAACAAAUUAAUGUACAAUUAGAUUUUAACAUUCUUCUCUUUGUAAGAGAACUAGUAUAAAUACAGUCAACUGGAUCUAAGUGACAUUUAUAGAACACUCCACCUAAUUGCAGACCACAACUCUUUUCACCAAGACAUAAAAAGAAUUUAAAUUAGAAUAACUGAAUCUAUCACAAUAAAUUGAUGGUUAUGGGAGGGAAUCACCUUAUUACUCUCAAAAGAUGUUCUACCACUUUAUACCCUUGGUCUGAAUACAGUGGUAAAACAAGAAUGUAAAAGAAAAUGCUAAUGAAUUAAAUGACUGUAUGCUCUGAGUCAUUAAGUUCAACAGUGCUUCUAUUAUGAGAAUUCAAUAAAGCUUUACAAACAUUCAUAAAUACUUCAAUUCAGUAUGCUAACAUUUCACACACUGAUAAAAGCUGAAACAUAACUCUUGUGGUAUCUCACAAUUUGUAGAUCAAACUGACAAUGAUCAUCAUCAUGCUGCAUAGUAAUCACACCAGAAAGUAGUACUGGAUCCACCAGACUACAGUGACUAUAUGUUUGUAUAUAUUCACUAAUACUGAAGACUUGGUUUUAAUAGUAUACCUUAUGAUUCAAGAUAGGCAUACAAAAAAUACCUAUAAACAUUCUUCUGAAUAUGUUCCUAGCAUUUUAUAAUCACAUUUUAUCAUGUCUUAAAAAUGCUGGCUGAAUUCAAGGGCUAAGCAGUACAGACUGAUCAACAUACUUGUAGAGAUUAUCAGAUUUUUAAUGCAGAGGUUUUGAGUAAUAGAACUUGUACAUAGUGCUUAUUCUGUGAAAAAGUUUUUUAUACACAUACAUAUGCUUUAAUUCUUAUAACUGCCCUUUGAGGGACAGGAUACUAAGGCACACAGGUUAGUUCACAUAGCUAGUAAGGGGUAAAGCCAGGAUUCAAACACAAGCAACUUGGCUUUAUAAUCUCUGCUCUUAAGCAUUUCAAAAACAGCAUAAAAAUGGGCAGGACUAACUUAGUUGCUACUUGAUUUUUUUAUUUCAAGAACUGUUAAAAGGGAAAGUGAAAAAAAGUUGAAUCCCAGGAACUAAAUACUUUGAGAGUAGAAUUUUUUUUUAAGUAUCCCUGAAGUUGAAGAUUAAAUACUUAUAAAAUAAGUAAAGUUUUCAGCCUAGCAGCUGGUGAUCUUGGGCACAUUAUUACCUAACCAGUCUAAUCCUGCUACCCUAGGUAUUACACAGGGAUGAUGGCACCAACCUUCUAGAUUUAUGCAAAGUACAUGUGUAUACACAUAAAGGGUCUAAGCCUUAGUCAAUGAAUAUUAGUUCUAAAUUCUAAAAUUCCUUUGCAUUUCAAGGCAAACUUAGUGAGUUUAAGGACCUGGUAACUAAUAACACAAAUAAUUUCAAAUAUACAUUAUCUGUCCAUAUUGUGUUAAAUGGAUGUUCAACUGUACUUCUAAUAUUCAAAUGCAUGAACCCAUAGAGGAACUGUAUAGAAACCUUUGGUUAAUCUCAUCAGUAGAUAGGAAUGUUAUCAGUACCUUUCUAUAGGCUACUGGAAACAUUCAAAUGCAAAGUUGAGCCUUGAUAAAUAGAAUAUCAAAUGCCAAACAAUUUAUUUUGCUAAGGAGAAACUGAACUAAACAGUGCAGUCUCAAUUUUGAAAAUCUGGAGAAAAACCCCUGAGAUUACCAAUCGUACAUUACAAUUCUAUACAGAUAAUGGAAAUGAUGGUCUUACAAUUUGCAGAUUUAUACUUCAAAUAUGUUGUUACCCUUGAAUACCUGCAAUGUAUUGAGAAUAAAUUCUCAUGUCUUUAGGAAAUCAAAAUGAAGAAACUAAAUGUUGAUUAAAAUAGUUAAAGUCCCUAACAACUUCAUUUCUAUAGUUCCUAUUAUUUUACUGCCUAAGUUUAGCUUUUUAACAUAAAGGUAACACAAGUACUCACAAUCUCAAAGGCCCAUUAAAUUUCUAUUAGGACAAAACAAAAGUCUUUUUCCCUUUGUCCUCUAGUUUUACACCUUUUUAAAAACUCAGACAGUAGAUGAGAUCAAAUAACUAGAUAGUAAAUUAAUGACUAAAAAAAUUAAACCUUUGGGCUGGAGUUGUAGCUCAGUGGUGGAGCUCUUGCCUACCACACGUUAGGCAGUGGGUUUGAUCCUCAGCACCACAUGAAAAUAAAGGCAUUGUGUCCAUCUACAAAUAAAAACAUUUUUUAAAAAAUUAAACCUUUAAACCUAUGAAAAUGAUAAUUCAAAGCAAGCUUGGUCACCUGGGGCAACCUGUAAAUCUGUGAUACUUUCUCACCAUUGACACCAUGUAACUAAAUUUUUUCAUAAAGAAAACACAAGAAAUGCUAUUAAAAAAUAUAUUUUUUCUUGACACAUUCUGUAAUUUUUGGUUAGCAGACACUAUGAGACUCCAAACAUGCAAACAAUUUAUCCUACAUUAUGAAAGAGCAAAGUCAUGUGAUAGCAAUAUAGUGAAUAAUAAAGUACAAAAAAGGGGUUAAGAAUCAAGAUAUUUGAAAGUACUACAUUCUUGAAUUCAGUUCACUUUUACCCCAGCUUACUGUAGAUCAUUAAAGCCUAGAGCAAUGAGCAUAGGUAGGACUUAAUUAGGAAUACUGAAAGCUAGAUUUGUGGCAUCUUCAUGUUGGACACCAUGAUUAGAAAUCCCAGAAUCAGAGAUGAAAAGUUUUCCUGAUUGAGGUUUUACUAUACAUGGGGGAAAUCUUUCCAUUCAGUCAUUAUUAAUAAAAGGUCUCAAUUCAGGCAUACACUUUGGCCUAUAUUAGCUUUAGCAUAUCUAAAAAAAUUCAUGUAUAAAACAAGUAUCAGUUCAAAUAUAGAUUACUUUUUAAGAAGAACCUGCAGGAAAUAUAAAAAUAAUUAAAUCUGGUGGAAAGGAAAUGUUAAAACUGCCUGAAAUUGAAAGGAUGUAAUUGUAGGAUACAUUAUCUCUUGUUCCAAGGUUUAGACCAGAGAUACUCAACAUGGAUCUCCUGUUUGAUGCUAAGUGGAGUUCUUAAAGUGCUCCAUUUCCCCUGCAUGGCACUCCAAAAAGCCCGCUGACAUAACUGUACUGUCCUUUCAAGGAAGCAUAAUAGCCAGUCAUUCUGGACUUAGGACUUUUUGGAAACAUUUCUUCUAUAGGAUUAAAAAUCUUUUUAAGAAUUUCAGAUUGAGAAAUACAGACUUCAUAAUGGUCUAGACUGUUUCAAAAUAUGAAAUCAAGCUGAAAUUAAAAAUUUUUACAUUUAAUUUUGUAUCUUAAUUUUUAUAUCAUGAAGAUGCCAAUGUUUUAAUGAAAAAGUAGAAAACUGGAGUAAAAAAAAUUCAGCAUCACCUAAUUUGUCUCAAAAUAUCAGUAUGAAACAGGAAUAAUAUAGUAACAAAAAUAGAACUUGUACACUGCCCAAAUUCAAUCAACUAUUUCUUUGAAACCAAGGUAUAUGGGAAGAUGAAUUUUUCAUCUCAGCAAUCAUUACCUUAUCAGUUUAACACUUUCCAACAGUGAAGGGAGCAUUUCUCUGUUUACACAAACUUCAUAAGUAUGCAUAUGCUGAGCCAUAGUUUGUCUUCCAUGUUUGAUGUCUAACCACCAAAUAUGUAUAUUUCAAAUUACGUUAUAUGACCCUGUGUCCUCUUCAGAAACAACAGUAAUGUAUUUGGCAAAUGUCUUGAAACAUGAAUUGUAAAUUAACAUAAGUAUAAUCCUGAUAAUAAGAAAGAGUCCCAAAAUACUUAUUUUUUAAAGUGUUAACAUUAGAAAAAAACAAACUAUUAUCAUCAGCUCUAUUUCCUGAAAAUUCAGUUGAGGUAACCUCUGCAAGUUACAGCUCCACAUUUGCAUACAGUUCUGAUCCUCUUUUUCGCAGGGCUAUGGUCAAUAGAAUCUGAAGAUACAUCUCCAGAACCUGAAUAUACAGAAGAAAAACAGGAGAGAGUGAAGACAAUUUAGAAUGAAAUUCUACUUUUCUAUUAGUUUUAAAGUAGCUAGCAAGGGUACAAACUUAUUCAAGAUCACUAGAGUAAGUUUACUCUCAAGGAAAUAAAAUUUUCCUGUUGUAUUUAUAAAUAAGAAUGUUCAGAGACAAUUCAUUGCUUUAAAAGGAUGGUGUAGGCUAGAUAAGAGGUAAAAUUUAGGUUAUUAGGCCACAUUUGAUAGAAUGGGUCUCUGCAACACUGAAACUUAACUGAGAAACCCCAAUAUAUACUAGUUCUUUUCAUAUAUUAAGAGCAAAUAAAGUCAAGUCAAGCCAUGACUAUGUAAAGGACACCAUUCUUAGAAAAAAAAGGGAAAAACAUUCAUAUUGUCACAAUAAAGCAAAUGUUCUUUUUAAAAUUCAGAUUCAAGAAGGAAUGGAAUAAGCUCCUAUGUGACUGAAAUCAUAAUUUCAAACUUCUGAAGAAACAUCAGUUAUUAAAAAUUCAGAAAUGUAGGCUUAUAAUUUUAAAAUACAAGCAGUAUAGUAAUGAAAAGGUGUUAUAAUAAAUUGGUUUCCAAAAUGGAAGUUCUGAAAAAAGCAUAAUGUAGAAGACACCAUUCCCCAGACAAGGAGAUAAGUUUGAAUCUUAAAACAAGGAACUCUUAUAGCCUUGAUUUCUUUCAUCUUUAAAUGUUAGUUUGGUGCAGAUGAUCUAAGGUCUUUUCUUAUUUUGGUUCUUCAUAUUGCAACUAACACCAAAGAAAUUAUACAUGAAAAUCAUACCUUUCAUUUGAUAAUCAAAAGUCAGCUCUUCUCCAGCAUUUAUGGUUCUCGUGGAAAAUAAUGCUAUUCGGGGAAGACGAGUAUCGAGGUUAUCAAUGAAAACAUUGAACACCUGAAGAUUUGGGUCACACUAAAAAGGAACGUUAGAACCCAUUUAAGUAAAAGUGAUGCGAACAAGGUCUUUUACACCUUUAAUUUCCCAAUGUAUUUUUUAAGUUUUACUGGAAAUUAAGUUGAUGUACAAAAGUAGUUUUCAUAUAUAAAAAAUUUUCAAAGAUACAUAAAAGUAAAGAAAAUAAUACAAUAAAUCCACAAAUAUCUCCUUAGUUUCAACAAUUAUUAACAAGUUUGCCCAUCUUCUUUUAGUCCCAACAUUUUUUUCCUGGAGAAUUUUAAUGCAAAUCCCAUUUAACACUAUUUCACCUAUCACUAUUCUCAGUAGGUCAUACACUUUAAAGAACCAGAAUAAUGGUAUUUUAAAAAUCAAAUCAGUAAAAUGGAACUCAAAUUUUAUAUUGUAUGGAGUUUCACUGCUUAAAAUGUUUGCUCAGAAUUGGUCAAUAUUUUGGGGACUCUACAUGAAAUUAUGGAAUAUCCAAGAAGAAAGAUCUAAGGAAUCAUACUAUGAAAUCAAGUUAAGCAUUUAAUUGUCACUGAAUAGAAUAAGUGCUUUGGGAAUAUAGUUGGCUGUUGGUGCAAUCUGCAUCCACAGACUCAAACACUGGCAGAUCAAAAUUGUUUGAAGAAAAAAAUUACAUCUGUACUGAACAUGUACAGACUGUUUUGUCAUUCUCUAAACAACAUAGCAAAACAUUACAUUGUAUUAGGUAUUACAGAUUAUUCCAAGUAUAAAAAAUGAUGUGCACAUACUAUAUACCAUUUUAUAUAAAGGAACUUGCGGGAUUCUAGUACCUACAGGGGGUCCUGGAACGAAUCCUCUGAGAUACAGAAGGAUGACCAUCUCUAAUUUAUCAUUCAGAAAAAAAUUCUUUAAAGUCAAAGUUUAAGUCACAAAACAAGAAGGUCAGAAGCUCUCUCAUGUUCUCACUGAUAAUCACAUGUCAUUUUCUUGUUAUGCAACCCAUUAAGUUACCAUGGUUUAUGAGGUCAGCUGUACAACUUACUCUCCAAAACACACUUUUCUUAUUAACUAUAACAUAUUGUCUAUAAAAUGGAGAUAUCAAACUCACUAGCCCUAUAUACCUGGCAUUUAGAAGGUGUCCCCAAAUUAACUUAUUUUUGGAAAUGUUUUUCAGAGGAUAAGAUUUUGGAAUUAUAAUUACAGCUUUAAGUUCUUUAAAACACAAAAAUUAAGGAAGAAUAAUUUAUAACUUAGGAAGAGAAAAAGCCCCAACUAUUUUAAUACUCUAUAAAUCCUUAAAUUUUAUUUUUAAAAAAGUUAACAUGCUUACAUUUUAAGAAAAUACAGUAGUCCUCCCUUAUCCAUGGGAGAUAUGGUCCAAGACCGUAGUGGGUUCCUGAAACCAUAAAUAGUAGCAAACCCUAUCUUUACUAGGUUUUGUCCCUAAACACAGACUUAUGAUACAUUUAUAAGUUAUGCAUAGCAAGAGUGACAAUAGCUAAAGUAGAACAAUUACAUAUAUGUAAAUGUAAUCUCUCUCUCAAAAUCUUAUUGUACUUUCUACCUUUGCACUUAAAAAAACAUACUUUACAGUUUCUCUUUGGCAUAUCCAAAUUGUUAUCAUCACUGCUCUUAUGUUUUGGGGCCAUUAAGUAAAAUAAUGGUUACCUGAACACAAGCACUGAGAUACUGUGAUCAUACAUCUCAUAAACCAAGACAGCUACCAAAUAUUAACGAGCAGACAGCAUAUACCUGAUAAUGCAUAUGAUGAUUCAAGUCUUGGGCAGGUUAUAGUGGGACAGUUAAGAAAUUUCACUGUACUGACCAGAAUGGAAUCAAUUUAAAACUUAAGAGUUAUUUAUUUCUGAACUCUUUUAUUAAAUAUUUUUGGACUGUUGACUGUGGAUAACCAAAAAUGUGGAAAGAGAAACUGUGGAUAAGAACUAUAUGUUCCAAAAUUUAGUUAUAUUAACUUGAAGUCAGAGUUACAUAUAGUUGCAAGUGGUUUCGGAGUGUUUUAUUUCUUAAUUCUCAUUCACUAAUUUCUUCUCUGAUAUGAAGGUAAAUACCUACCUUAUAAAGUUAAUGAAAAGACUAAGGAAAGUAACAUAUGUAAAGACUGGAAAAAUGUGGUAUUUGGUAAACACCCAAUGUUGAUCUUCCUAAUACAGCAAUAAUACCAUGAUUUAACAGAGGAGACCUCACAUUAAAAUAAUUUGAAAGGAUUAUGUUUAAAUAUAAUUAUUUUUCAACCAUAGGAAUUAAUUAAAAGUAGUACUAAGUUGAAUUAUUUGUCUUAUCUAUAAUUUAAGCAUUUCUUCUUACACUGUGAUUCACAAAAUGAGACACAUUUCCAUAUCGAGCUGCAUCCACUGUGAAUUCAUCAGAUUCAUAGUCCAGAUCAAAGAGAUAUGUGAUUCCUUUGUUGUCAUAUAAUUGCCCCCGUCUUUCAGCUUCUUCACUUGUGAUUACCUAGAUAAAAAACUAUAGUAUAUUAUGUAGCUAUUGCUGAACUGAAGAAACAUUCAUUCAUAGACUAUCAAUAUAUUAAUGCCUACAAAUGUUUAAAAAAGAAAUUCAGGUAUUAUCAAAACAAACAUUCAACAUGAAUUAAGAGCUAGAUGAAAGAGGCAGGGAAAAUGAAGGUGGUGAAAAAAGAAUGACUUUAAAUAAAAUGUGAAACAAGUUGAAACACUGCAUUACUUUCAUUAUUAUUAGGCUGUUCAAAAAGCUGUAACUAUACCUAUCUAAAACAAAAUAAGUAUUUUCCAAAUGUGCUUUGAAGGCCAAUUUUUCCUAUAACUAAUCUGCAUGCAGUUACAAAUGGAAAUUUGUUACAAACAGAAGAGAAGAUAUGUUAAAAUUGUAGUCAACAAAAAGUUUUGUUUUGUACAAAAUGUAUCAUGAAAUUCUGUGCCUGGAAACCCAUCAUCCAGGGGCUGGAGAUUUAACAAGUAGUGUUUGCCUUCUAUGUAUGAGGCCCUGGGACCCCUAAAACAUCAUCUGCAGUUCUGCUCGUAGGAACAAAACUUUAUCACAACCUCAGUUCAAUAAACCAAAAAUGUCUAAAGUGAUUCCUGCUAUCGACCAAAUUUGGCUGUGUUUACAAAAAAAAAAUGUAUAAGAUCCAGGUUCUUGAAUAAUGAUCUGUAAUAAUCUGCCAUUGUCUAAAAAUACAAGGAUCGAAACAAGAAUAUCAUCUAAUUUCAGAAUCCUAGAAGUCUACAGAAACCAGUCAGAUUUGACAAUCCCAGGCAAGCAAACCACACUCAUGUGUCUAGUACCAGCUUAAACCACCACUCCGUUUUAAGUAGUGUGGUACAGUCAACAGCACUCACUCUGAAUCCUAAUCCUUCUUUACAACAAUAUAAUCUAUGUGUCUUUCCUCAAUUUCUCUAUAUUUCAGUUUCUCUAAUAAUGUAGGUAAUAGUUCUACCUCAUCAAACUAAGAGGAUUGAGUUCAUAUAAUAAAAUGCUUAGAAUAGUACGUGACGUAUGAUGAAUAUUAUUUUUAUAUUUAUAUAUGGUCUGUAUAUAAAUUUGAUAUUUGGUCAUUCAGAGAAUGGUCUACAGUUCAAAGUAUCUGAGUUUCAGAUGCAGUUUGAUUUUCUUAUAUAUGUAAUAAAUGCUUCUGUGUACAUUUUUACAAUAAAGUGUUUGUCUACUCUAUUUUUCAUGUUGAUUCAAAAUAAGUAUUGCCAAACUUAACCAUAUUUGGUCAAAUGAAUUAAGUAAAUUAUAACUUUAAGGUUUCAAAAUCAAUGAGUUUAGGUCUGACUUUCUUAUCAAUGAAACUAUAAAACAGAAAACUGGUUGUCACAUUUUAAAAUAUACUAUGUUCAAUGACUAUAGAUGGGUGUUGAAAAAUGGCUGUAUCAACUUGCCAUUGCAUAUUUUUGCUCAAAUGUAAAAUUAAAAGUUUACAUUUUUAUUACCUGUGAACCUUUCUCCUAAACCUGAAAAUUUUUUAUAUCUGCAAAUGAUAUAUCAACUAUUUAUGUUAACUGAGGUAAAAACUUUAAAAAAAUAUACGCCUUACACAAACAUUAUGUGAUAAACUGAACGUACCUCUCCAACAUAUUCCAUGACAAAACUCAUUUUUUUAAUCUUCAUAAGUGUUUUUACACCCCAGCCACAGCCAUUGCUAGUUCGAAAGAUGCAAAGUGAAUACUGUGUGCCUUUUUGAACAAUCCUGUUGGGACAAUCGGGUCCACAUCGGCACCUUGAGUUGCAUUCAUAGAUGGGGGUACCAGGUGGGAUUCUAAUUUGUUGGUUCUUAUU
Sciurus carolinensis (gray squirrel) is the source of this 11524-nucleotide messenger RNA. It is a transcript of the gene Dclre1c, whose product is annotated as DNA cross-link repair 1C. NCBI's taxonomy places the organism in Eukaryota, Metazoa, Chordata, Mammalia, Rodentia, Sciuridae. Gene Ontology annotation, biological process: interstrand cross-link repair; protection from non-homologous end joining at telomere; double-strand break repair via nonhomologous end joining. The record is from RefSeq and is a predicted model, not a curated record. The transcript has 14 exons. Gene Ontology annotation, molecular function: 5'-3' DNA exonuclease activity; damaged DNA binding. The coding region runs from base 39 to 2114 and encodes 691 amino acids.